AUGCUCAAAACAUGGUUGGUUGCGUGCUCUUUAUUUCCACUUUUCAACGGAUGGGUCCACUUGGAGAACGUGACCAUACACCAUGGAAACGUUUCCUACUUUGAUGAGAGUAAAAUCGCGGCCGCCGAUCCUUUGGUGAUGCUCUUUUUGACCCAUACCGUUUAUUUUCGGGUUGAUUUUAACGACAAAAAAGUAAGUUGGACUUGAGCAGAUGACAAAUUGGAUUCCAGGUCCGCGCCCAACUGGAAGAUAUCUUCAGAGAGUUCGCGCGACGUCAUCGCAAGUCCAAUGUCCGAAAACCCUUCGUUCAAGCGAUUGGCAACACCCAAAAUGGAGGCUAUUUGGUCUUUGACCCAACAGAAAGGGCGCCAAAGACAUACAAAUCAUGGGAGAACAUCACUUAUUCGGAUUACGUACCCACUACGAUCAAACAUUACUGUGUAAGUCAUCUGGAACUGGUCCAAACAUCCCGAAUCACCAUGGAUUGUGUCUACAGUGAAGAGCAGAUUCAUAUAUACUAUCCGAAUAACAAAACUGGCAAAAGUACUAUUAGCCAGGAAUUGUUGACUCAAGAGGAUUACAAUUUUUACACAGACAACCAUCUACACACGACGUGUUACCAGACAAUGAAGACAAAACCGGGGAAGGUGCAUAUGAGAACGAUCUGCAAAUGCCAUGGGUAUUACGAAUGUCUGGAAGUUCAUCGGACAAGGAAGUGCUUUGUGGGGGAAAUUCGGACAAAGAGUUUUGAUCUGGACAAAGGAGAGGGGGUUAUGGAUAUCAACGAGACUAUCUAUGGACAUCCGGAUAUCAGGAUGCCGAGGAGUGCGGCAAAUGUGAGUUCGAGAGGGAUUCGCUAGACAUGCCUUCUUGGCCAAACACAUACAGUGGCGGACCUGAUCCAUUCGCCAAAAAAGUACCAUUUCGCAUCCUGGAAGUAUCAAAAAUGCAGCAAAAUAUACCUCUCUCUCUCCAAGUGAAAAGCUCCGAUUUCAAAAGCGCGCCCGCUCUUUUUGUGAGAGAAGGGCGCGCAGUUCAAAACGGAGUUUUUUCACCUAGAGAGGGAGGCAUUUUGCCACAUCUUUGAUACUUCCCGGAUGCAAAAUGAUACGUUUUUUGGCACUGGAUCAGGUCCCUCACUGUAAUAGUAAUUUCAGGGCUGCGGUCUCUACUUUAUCCUCAGUGUCGACGAUCGAAACGCUUUUUUGAGGGGCCUUUUUUAUGCAAACCACGAACGCCGAAGAGACAUAAUGAAUAUGUCGCUUCACGAUCCAGUCUUUGCGAAUGCAUUUCGGAAACAAGUAAGCUAUUUCUACUAGCAAGCACUGUGAUUACAGGACUACUUAUUAGUUCAAUUUUUCAGUAUCGCAUCGAAUUCCCACCUCAUCACAUUGAGAAGACACUGUUUGCUCUAAACUACUUUUUGGAUAACUAUGCAAGUUUUUACAGUAUUCUUCAGCAGAGUACAGUAAUCUUCAAUCUACCUUUAACCUCUUACAGACAAUUACAAAAGAAGUGAGAAUCCAGAAGGACCGGUACUAUCAAAAUUACUGUUUAUUCCACCUAAUGAAUGAAGGAGACGAGCAAAAGUGUGUGGUAGCAAUUGAAGUGGGACCCGAAAGGUUUUGGGACAAUUUCGCGAUCCCAAAUGUCAGCAUAACCGAACUGCUAAGUGAGUAUCGACCAGGAUUUUUGGAAUUACUCUUUUAGAUUCUACGGAUUACAAAUUGAAGACAUCUGGACAAAUAGGGCAGUAUUUCAUCCAAUGGAAGACGUACAAGAACACGGGGAAGAGCUUCUUUGUCUUUGAAUGCAAGGGCCGUAGGUGCCAUGAUAUUUUGAUCAAGAAUCAUGCAAAAUCUUCUGUAAGAAAUCAAAAUAUAUUAUUUCACAUAUGUUCUAUACAUUUUCUAUGAAUACCGUAAUCCAAUUUCAGCACUAUAUCACGAACCGCACUUGUUCUUCUGGAUCAAGGUCGUAUACACUGGCAGAACUCCAAAGCCCGAUUACAGACUUCCCUCGGGUGAUUUCGCGGUUCAACUUGUGCUUCCGAGCCGCUUACAAAACCCACGAGGCGGUAUCAAGAACAUAUUUUCCAUUGGACACUGACGGAAACUACUUUCUGGUUCAUAAAGCGAAGAGGUUUAAACACCCGAUCUACAGAAAAGGCAUAUUUCAUUCUAUCAUCAACAUGCUGUAUCAAUUACACACGACGAUAAAGAUUACCGGACGACAUAGGGAUAACACCAGAUACGAUACUGUAAUUGAAACCUUUAACGGUGAGUCAGCGGAUUGCACUCUGCGGAAGAAGUUGCCUGCCGACCGCACGGUGCAACCGGAUUUUUGAUUGCACUGUGCAUGAUUUCAAGCGAAAAAUUCCGAAGCACGGAACACGUCAAUCCAGCGGAUUUCCUGAACCGUUUCGAAAUUUCGUAUCGUUUUCAUUGAUUUAAAAGAAAGACGAAAUGUCGCGAAAUUAUCGGCACUUUUUUCUCGCCCGAAAUAAUUACUUUUUCUCGAAAAGAAAGAAGAAAGAUAAAAAAAAUGCUUUUUAUCGGAUAGUGACAUUUCGUUUUGAACGAAUCACCAAAGGGGGCGGGAAACUUUUUGUUCUACAGGGUGGUUCAGCUAAGUUCGCGGAUGUAAAAUGCUUAUAACUUUUUACAGGAUUGUUCAAUUUUUAUGAGCAAUACCUCAUUUUAUUCCUUAGUAGUUACCAUUUUGUUAAAAAAAAAGAUCAUUAAAAAUGAUCAGUCCUACGUCGAGUUAUGACCCUUCAAAGUCAAACAUGCUUUUUCACGUAAAUUUUAAAAAAAUUUACGGAUUUUUUUUGAAUCCAUCGUAUUCUACGCAAAAUUCUAUGACUUCUGAAGCCCACUUACAAUUUAAAAUUAUCGACCGGUCGAAAGUUAUAAGCGAUUUUCGAGAUUUUUCGGAAAUUUUCAGAUUGAAGCGCACUGCGGGUCGGGUCAAGUUUUUUUCAUGGGGUGGUCAAGUCUUUCCCCUAAUAUUAUUUUUUCCCCGAAAUUCAGACUGUUAUAUGGGAGGUUAAUCAAGGUAAAUCUGGUCAGUUCUUGUUGAUUAUUUCAAGAACAAGUCUUAUUCUAUUUUAGAAAUCAAAUUUGAUUGAAUUGCGGUGUGGGUUUGCCUCAAUUUUUAGCAUUCUUUGGGGGUAUGUACUCUAUACCUAAAUGAUCAAUUGUGAGACAGUUUCAAGUCUGAUUUACGAUAUCGUUUCCAUUUCACCUUCGGACGUACGCCACCUGUCCAAUAAAGGUAAGUAACUGUGAAUCUGGUAGUCCGUUUUUUAGUCAUUAAAGAUUUUGUAUAUUAUACUAGGUAUUUUUGAAGAUUUUUGUUGAGAUUUGCCAAGUUUUCGGCCUGGAUUAGAUUAUUUAGCGUAAUAUUGGUCUCUAGUGCCUAUAAAAACGUAAGUGGACAGGUUUCUCCUUCUCUUUUAGACUUUUUCUUUGUGUCCAAAGUUGAUGCAGAUUUUAGGUAGAGAUGAAAUUCAACGCCCAAACUAUGCGGAAUUUUCAUAAAAAUCAAGGAAAAUACUUUCGAAGAUCAUUAAGCGAAGCAAAAAUGUGUUUGAGACCAAUCUAGCGUUUUUUCAGGCGGAUGUUAUACAUGAUCCCUGUAACGUAUAACAUCUGGAUCACAUCUGUGAAGACCUCUGGUGAUGGGAAACGUGGUUAGGACAGUAAAAUUAAUAUGUUGGACGUGAUUUUGAGGAAAACCAGGCAAAUCCCGUACAAAAUUUUCUGAAUAACCUAGAAUAAUAUACAAAAUCUUUAAUGACUAAAAAACGGACUACCAGAUUCACAGUUACUUACCUUUAUUGGACAGGUGGCGUACGUCCGAAGGUGAAAUGGAAACGAUAUCGUAAAUCAGACUUGAAACUGUCUCACAAUUGAUCAUUUAGGUAUAGAAUACAUACCCCCAAAGAAUGCUAAAAAUUGAGGCAAACCCACACCGUAAUUCAAUCAAAUUUGAUUUCUAAAAAUAGAAUAAGACUUGUUCUUGAAAUAAUCAACAAGAACUGACCAGAUUUACCUUGAUUAACCUCCCAUAUAACAGUCUGAAUUUCGGGGAAAAAAUAAUAUUAGGGGAAAGACUUGACCACCACAUGAAAAAAACUUGACCCGACCCGCAGUGAAGCGUGAAAAGGCAAGUUUGACUUUGAAGGGUCAUAACUCGACGUAGGAUUGAUCAUUUGUAAUGAUCUUUUUUUUAAACAAAAUGGUAACCACUAAGGAAUAAAAUGAGCUAUUGCUCAUAAAAAUUGAACAAUCCUAUAAAAAGUUAUAAGCAUUUUACAUCCGCGAACUUAGCUGAACCACCCUGUAUUUAUUUUGGAUUGGCGUGCGGAUACGGUGAAAUUUUGACAUUCGUUUGAAAAUAAAUGAUAUAUUUCCAGCCACCGCCUAUGAUCCGAACAAAACUAAUGAGGAGAACGGUCAGAUAGACAAGAAUCUACCACAGAAACCACUGGCCCUCACGGUCGUCAGCAACCACGUCUUACAAUCGGAUAGAGAGGUGAGAAGAGAAAACAUGGCCUUAAAUUUGAUUCCAGCCGCUCCUAUUUUGUAUGGGAUUAAACACAACAGACCUCAAGUACAACGCAUAUGACCCUGCUAUCGAUUACACCCAGGAUCCCACUGGACUAUGUGUUUCUACACAAAAAUUGGGGACUCGCAGAUUGCAUGGUGAAUAUAACAAAAGAAAUGGCCAUGUGAAGUAAUUAUAUUUUAGACUACUUCGCUAAAGGCCCACCAGAUCGGUUUGAAGACGAAACAAUUUCCGAAGAGUACAAGGGAUCCUGGAUUUACGAGUUCCAAAAGGGACGAAUCAAGAGCAACGUCCUCUACGGAAUCUACGACGGGAUCUGCGACUACACGUCCUGGACUCUGAUGGAAAGAGAGGUCGGAUGCAAGUGCUUUUACGUCUACGCAGCGCAAGAUGUGGCGUGUUGUUGCACAUGGAUGGCCAAAAAGGGAUACGAGAGCGAUUUGGACAGAUUUAUCAGAUCUCACGAGGACUCUAUAUUCACAUACGACGUAUGGGCACAGGAGGACAUUGAGAGAAUCAGAGCCUACGAUCCAACUAAUGAAAUAUUCAGGGAAGCAGGGUUCUAA
Messenger RNA from Bursaphelenchus xylophilus (pine wood nematode), 5138 nucleotides. Lineage: Eukaryota; Metazoa; Nematoda; Chromadorea; Rhabditida; Aphelenchoididae. The record is from the annotation of a GenBank genome assembly.